Mercenaria mercenaria is the source of this 4202-nucleotide messenger RNA. RefSeq names its product deleted in malignant brain tumors 1 protein-like. NCBI's taxonomy places the organism in Eukaryota, Metazoa, Mollusca, Bivalvia, Venerida, Veneridae. The record is from RefSeq and is a predicted model, not a curated record. Bases 150 to 3200 code for a protein of 1016 amino acids. The transcript has 18 exons. Gene Ontology annotation, cellular component: membrane.
AAAAAGUAAGUGGUUAGAGGAUAAAUGUCCUUUAUUUUCUCUUCCGUGUGAGUAUUUUAAAACGAAACUCUAGAAGCUGGUAACACCAAUUUGCGAGUGUUUUCCAAACAGUUUGGAAGGAUAAAUAGCUUACGGAAAUAACAGUCAAAAUGGCACGCGAGAAACUCAUUAGUAUGCACAUAGCAUUUGUGUUUUUGUUGUAUCAUGUGUUGAUCGGCAUUGCAACAGAUAUCACAGACAUUCGGCUGGCUAAUGGCGUUGGUCUGUUUGACGGUAGAGUUGAGGUACUGAUGAAUGGAACUUGGGGAACAAUCUGUGACACAUUUUUUACAUCCAGAGAAGCAAAUGUUAUAUGUAAUACACUUUUUGGUACACCUCAGCACCAAAGAUACUAUAGGUAUUCGGACGCCUAUGGAGCUGGAACAGGUCCUAUUCAUAUAGACCAUCUUGACUGCAUGGGAUGGGAGACGACAUAUUUCAAUGAGUGCACCUAUAGCCUAGAUGUGUCAUGUGCAGAUCAUAGCCAUGAUGUAGCUGUUGCUUGUAAGGUUUUUCCUUUAAAUAUCACCAAAACGCGACUCAUAGACGGUAGUGGACCCUACGACGGUAGGAUUGAGUUAUAUGUCGGUGGCCGGUGGGGCACAAUAGAUAGAAGAUCUGUACACAAGUUUGAAGCACAGACUAUCUGCAGAACACAUGGUGCAAGCUUAGCUAUGUAUUUUGAUACUGCAAUAUAUGGGGAAGGAACUGGGCCAGUACUGAUAAGAUAUAUUAAUUGCAAUGAAGAAAAGGAUACUAUAAAUAGCUGUUCAUUAAAAGCUCCGAGUCGUAGUUCAAGCUCUCACCGGUACGAUUUAUCCAUAGCUUGUACACCUUGUGGUUUACCAGACAUUUAUAAUGGACAUCCAGUUGCAUUCAAUGGAACAGAAUUAACAGUGACAUGUCAUACAGGAUUCUAUCCAACCCAGAUAAAAAUGAAAUGUCUAAAUAAUGACAGUUGGGCCGAGGAACAAAGAUGUACACCCUUUAAUGCGUUUCCACUGAAAAUUAGCGACAUUCAGUUAAAGAAUGGUGAAAGACCAUCCAAAGGACGUGUUGAAAUUUUGGUUAAUGGAACGUGGGGGACGAUUUGUGACACUAAUUUUGAAAUUGCAGACGCAAAUGUUGUUUGCAAAAUGCUUGGACUAGAAUACAGGAGUUAUUACACUUGGGUUAGCGAUGACAGUGGUAGACGUGGAGGUCCUAUAUACGUAAACAAGUUGAAUUGCAUUGGAACAGAGUCUCAUAUAAACCAUUGCAGUUAUGAGAUUUCAAACCACUGUACCCAUUUUGAUGAUGUAGCUGUUGAAUGUACAGGACUAACCUUAAACAUUACGGAUGCAAGAUUAGUCAAUGGAACUGGCCCAUAUGACGGACGUGCGGAAAUCAAUGUUAACGGUACAUGGGGAACGAUUUGCGAUAAAAACUUCGAUCUACAGGCAGCAGAUUUAUUUUGUGAUUUGAUGGGACUGAGGGCAGCUCAUUAUAUCACUGGUGCAAUAUACGGCGAAGGAAGUGGUCCAGUCUUCAUUGAUGAGCUGUUUUGUGAAGAUGAUGACUAUUCCCUCAGAAGCUGCAGAUAUUUGUCCCAUAACGAAUGUAGUCACGAGAGAGACAUAUCUGCCGUUUGCAAUGACUGUGGAACACCAGACAUCUAUCACUGGGGUCACGAUUACUUCACCUACAAUGGCACAACGUUGUUUGCCGACUGUUCGCACGAUAAGAGAUCCAUUGGAAAGCUUGAAUUGACGUGUGAUACCCAUACGCAAAAAUGGAUCACAGAAGGAGAAUGUCAGGAAUAUAGCUUUCCAUUGGAUAUAACUGAAAUAAGAUUGUCUGAUGGUCCGAGUUCAACAAAUGGAAGGGUCGAGCUCAAGUUAUUGGAUACAUGGGGAACAGUAUGCGACGAUCUUUUUGGAAUGAACGAGGCCAAUGCUAUCUGUAGUAUGUUAGGAUACCCUCCAGCAAAAACGUAUUAUCUCAAUGCCCAUUAUGGAUCAGGCACAGGGCCAAUAUUUGUGGAUGGUCUGAGCUGUGACAGAGACGCAUCACAUAUUAACAACUGCACCUAUGAUACAAAAGACAACUGUGAUCAUGACGAGGAUGUUUCUGUUGUUUGCACAGAUCGAAAAAACAACGGUUUGAGCAUAGACAGCACAGGAAGUUGUAAUCCAGCAUGUAAAGCGUGCACAUCGUAUGACGACUGCACUGCGUGCGCAGCUAGGAAGUAUGGAUCAUCCUGUCAACACGAGUGUGGAGUUGGUUGUCAAAAUCUUAUAUGUGACAUAAAAAGCGGGAGUUGCACAUGUUCAUCAAAUUUUCAAGGUGAUAAUUGUGAUCAAUGUGUUAACGGUAAAUACGGUAAAACAUGUGAUAUCAACUGUCCCAGAGGUUGCGCAAAUGAUGUAUGUAACGGUAGUGGUGAUUGUUAUAGUUGCAAGACUGGGUUUACUGGAAAUAUGUGUACCCAGUGUGAGUAUGGUAAAUAUGGAACUAAUUGUGACAUUAUAUGUCCAUCUGGUUGCAGCAAUAACACUUGUAAAGAUAAUGGGGAUUGUCAAAGUUGCGAGGAUGGGUUCACAGGAAGUAAAUGCGAUCAAUGUGUCGCCGGUAAGUAUGGAAUCAACUGUGAACAUGAUUGUUCGAACAACUGUGCGGUUGAAACUUGUAUUAAAACAACAGGUGUGUGUAAUGAUGGCUGUAGAAUUAACUUUUACGGCCAGCAAUGUAACAUGACGUGUUCGGCGACAUGCUUACCAGAUGGCGAAGGUAGGCGGUGUUUUUAUACGAAUGGAAGUUGUGUAAAAGACUGUCAAAACGGAUACUAUGGCGACAUGUGUGAAGUCCGUUGCAGUGAAAACUGCAUCAACAUUGUCUGCUUAAAGGCAAACGGUGGAUGUAAAUUCGGCUGCGUUGACGGAUUUAAAGGAGAAGGAUGCACACAAUCUAUAUUAGGGAUGAUAUCCAAUUCUGAUAACACGGCCAAUUCUUUGAAUGUUAAUGCAAUCAUUGGAGGUGGAGUUGGAGCUGUGGCACUUCUUGUUGCUGUUGGAGUAAUCAUUAAAAUGAGACGACGCCUAACAUGCCUAAGAUAUGGACACCUAACCAGACACAAACCAGAAUACUUAUACGAGUUAACAGAUGCCGGACGGAAAAGUUAGAACAAACACAGGCUAAAAUGAAGCGUAUUUUAUUCAUCGACUACCAUACCAAGUUUCAUGCUUUUCACAGAAGGUGCACACAUCGCCCCCUUUUAAUGCACGGAUUUCUUGCACUAUGUGUAUAAAUAAAUGGUUUGUAGCUAUAUACGGCAAGCUUCUGUAUAGUAUUAUUUAUACACCCAGAGAGAUUUUUAUAUGGAGAAAGAUGACAAAAGAUAUCUGCAAGAAGAAUACAUCUGUGUAUACUGACAAUAAUUAUUGCACGAUAAACGGGCUAUGUUUUCAACGCAAAGUUAGUUGCUAGUAAAUCCGUUCUGAAAGGAAUUAUGCAGUCGUCACAUUACAAAAUCAGACUGCUAUUAUGUUAUUUUUUAACACUUGCAUGGUAUUUUAUAAUAUAGUUUUUUUAAUCAUUUAUUAACUAGCAUCUACCAGUGUCAGAGAGAAGGAACAAUUUAUGUUUACGGAGAUUUUAACAGUCGAUGUGGUGAAUUAAAUGUUUUUAUUAUUGGUGUUGAUGAUAUACCACAUAGAAUUGUAAUUGAUUUAAAAUUACUGUAGAUCACUAUGGUGAGCUUUUGAUAGAUUUUCUAGUCAAAACAAAUAUGGCCAUAUUGAAUGGUAGAAGUAACUGUAUAAAUGACUUUACUUCUGUUUCUGUAAAGGGGCCAUCUGUUGUAGAUUAUUGCUUUACUCUGCACGAAAAUAUGAGUCAGUUUUCAGACUUUAAUGUGACAUUAACUUAAUAGUUGAUUAAAGAUAUUAGUGCAAUUUCUCCAUAUCUACCAGAUCAUUCAUUAUUGUCAUGGUAUAUUGAUACAAACUUCAGUACGGUUGAGGAUUGGAUGAAUACAGGUAGUUAGCAAUGAUAAGUUUGAUAUUAAAAGUGUGUCAAACCGAAUUUAUGAGCAGUCAGUCUGUUUAAGUCGAAAUUAAGAAUUUAUUUGUUAAACUUGAACAGAAUGUUGUUAAUAUAAACAGCAUUGCCUCUCUCUAUAUAUA